This is a messenger RNA of Brassica rapa (field mustard), 1639 nucleotides long. Its product is annotated as lysine histidine transporter-like 1. The record is from RefSeq and is a predicted model, not a curated record. Lineage: Eukaryota; Viridiplantae; Streptophyta; Magnoliopsida; Brassicales; Brassicaceae.
AUGUUUGAAAUGUUACAUGAUCUUAUUAUAUAUGUCAGGGGCCCGGGCGUGACAAUACUGAUACUAUCAUGGAUAAUAACACUCAACACGUUGUGGCAAAUGGUAGAGAUGCACGAGAAGGUUCCUGGAAAACGCUUUGACCGCUAUCACGAACUUGGCUAAUUUGCGUUCGGUGAACGUCUUGGUCUCUAUAUUAUCGUCCCUCAGCAAAUAAUUGUCGAAGUUGGAGUGUGCAUUGUUUAUAUGGUGACUGGUGGACAAUCGUUGAAGAAGUUCCAUGAACUUGUCUGUCAAGAUUGGUCAACAAUUAGACUUCCUGUCUUCAUAAUGAUAUUUGCGUCUUCUCAUUUCGUUUUGUCUCAUCUCCCAAACUUCAAUUCCAUCUCCCUUAUCUCUCUUGUUGCCGCCGUCAUGUCUCUUAGUUAUUCAACAAUUGCUUGGACCACUACAGCCACAAAGGGCGUUCAGGAAGAUGUUCAGUACGGCUACAAAGCGGGAACAACCGCUGACACGGUGUUAAACUUCUUUACGGGGCUUGGGGGCAUUGCACUUUCUUAUGCAGGUCAUAGUGUGGUGCUUGAGAUCCAAGCAACGUUACCUUCUACAACAAGUAAUCCUUCUAAAGAUCCUAUGUGGAAAGGGGUCAUGGUCGCUUACGUGGUUGUGGCUUUGUGUUACUUCCCCCUUGCUUUGGUUGGUUAUGGCGUUUUUGGAAAUGAUGUCUCGGAUAACAUAUUGAUAUCGCUCAAAACACCAGUUUGGGCCAUCACACUAGCUAACUUGUUAGUGGUUAUGCAUGUCAUUGGCAGUUACCAGAUAUUCGCAAUACCGGUUUUUGACAUGGUGGAGACAUUCCUAGUUAAGAAACUCAAUUUCAAACCCUCUUCAAUUCUUCGUUUCAUCGUACGGAAUGUGUAUGUUGCAUUAACGAUGUUCAUUGCAAUAAUGAUACCUUUCUUUGACGGCCUACUCGCUUUCUUUGGAGGAUUCACAUUUGCUCCAACAACUUAUUUUCUUCCUUGCAUAAUAUGGUUAGUUAUCUAUAAGCCAAAGAGGUUUGGCUUGUCGUGGCGGACGAAUUGGGUAUGCAUAGUACCUGGAUUUAUUUUGAUGAUCCUAUCAUCAAUCAGAGGAUUACGACAAAUCAUCCUUGAAUCCAAAGAUUACAGUUUCUUCACUUGAUUUGAUUUCCUCUACUUCAAUCCUUUUUUUUGUCAACACUUCACAUCCUUUUUUUUGUAGCCAACUUCGUAGUCUGCAAUCGUCGAUUACAUCUUCAUUUUAUAUCUAUACUACUAAAGCAAAAUCUAACCAAUUGAUCUUGGCCGAGUGGUAAAGGGGUUCCGGGUAGAGUUUCCGCCCUGGGUUCGAUUCUCCUUCUAUGGGUCUUUUGAUGAUUAGUCAUUGGGUUUAGAAAGAUUUUGCGAUCACACCAAGUUAUUAAAAAAAAAAAGCUUAAGCAAAAUCCCUCAUUCUGUUCUUAAUUUUUGAAGUUAUUUACAAUGACAUGUCAUUCCUAUAUUUAUGCCGAACAAUAUUAAUUAUUUUGAAUUUUCUUUUUUGAACAACCUAAUAAUGAUUUUGUCUCUACUAUAGCAAUUAAUAUUUACCUAAAUAUAACAUGAUUCAUAUAUUCCAA